CUGUUUGCCUUCCUGGGGCACGGGCCGAUCCUCAGGCUCGUCUGUACACCCAAGUACCCAUCCACGAAGCUCGUGUGUCGUCGCGCCAGUCGCAGUUCCUCUUUUUUUUCCUGAUCCGUAGUUACCCAAGUUGAGGGUGAGGUGCUUGCGGAUUUGUCGCGCGGAUUUCCGCUUCCGCGUGCUGUAUUGGAGCUACGCUCCCAAGGAGCGGCAUGCUCAACAACAUCACAGCCGGUUCCAUACACGGUAUUUCCGGGACGAAGGAUGCGCAGGAUCUGAAGCGGUACGAGAAGGAGCACGGCGUGCUGGGAGUGAACCUGGGCUCCGGUCUGUCCGCGGGCGGUGGUCUCACGCUGCAUCAGGAAUUGAUCAUGACCAUGCCCGGCACAGGAAGCGCGUCAGUGAUUGGGCAAGGCGAUGACAAACCCACGAAGCAGAAACGGCAUCGGACGCGCUUCACUCCGGCCCAGCUCAACGAGCUGGAAAGGUGUUUCGGCAAAACUCAUUACCCAGACAUCUUCCUGAGGGAGGAGAUAGCACUGAGGAUUGGCCUCACGGAAAGUCGUGUUCAGGUAUGGUUUCAAAACCGACGGGCAAAGUGGAAGAAGCGCAAGAAGACAACGAACGUGUUCCGGUCCACGGGAGCGCUGCUACCGUCGCACGGUUUGCCUCCCUUCGGAGCGAUGAGCUCGGAUUUGUGCGGCGCCGGAAUGUUCCAUACCCCUGCGGAUAGAUGGGGAAUGGGGACAGGUCUCGGACAGUUGCAGGGCGGCAUGGCGAUGGGCAGUUUCGGACAACUGGGCCAGCAAAGCACGGGAAGCCUGGGCUCCAGCCUGAGCCUCGGCAACUCGGGACUGCCGAUCAACACCCCGUCGCAAUCCGUUUACCACACCAGUUACGGACUCAAUUCUAUCGGUGGCGUUCACGUGUCGGCGUCUCGGGGUUCGCCGCCCGGCUCGUCGGUGGGUGGCCAGGCCGGGAUGGGUUCGGGUCUGAAUUGCGGCCAGGGUUCGCCGGGCACGACUUCCGGUACCGGUGGCAGCGGCGGUGGCGGCGGUGCCGGUGGUGGUGCCGGCGGCGGUGUCACCUGUGUGGGUGCCGACGUGAACGCGAACGAGUCGGACUGGAGAGGCGCCCACAGCAUCGCGGCGCUCAGACGUCGCGCCUCCGACGCUUCGCAACAGUACAGUCCGCAGCCCCCGCCGCCACCGCCGGGGCCACCCCAAUACACCCACGACAUGGAGUACAACUCUGUUUAUUGAGGCGUCGCUGGGCGAGUCCUCCGAACGAGUCCAGUUUCUACGGGGAAGAGAAUCGCCGGCUGGUGGGAGCUUACCUAGUGAUCCAUGAAACGAGUACUCCUUUCCGUUCUGUUUCCGAGAGCAAGCUUAACAAGCUGCGGCGUGACUUCCGGCGUGACUGUUUUUAUCGGAGAAGAGCGCGAGGGAAGAAUGCCCGAGAGAAAUUUAUCCGGCCGGGACCAUCGUGAAUUCGACGCCAAGUUGGCACAGCGAGGUCAAGAUCGACGGAGUGGUCAUCGAGCAGCGAUGGUCCGAAAUUAUUCUGCAUUUUGCAUUUAACAUAAAGCCAGCGCGCAGCAUACGAAGCAACGACGGAAUUAGAACGAUUUGGAGGAUAAUUCUGGAUAUUUCGACUCACAGGAAUGCAGCUGGUCAGCGAGGAUUCGUGAUAACCCGACUAUGUGCGAGAGGUUGAUGCAGCGCGCUGGAUUUCCACGGUCUCGAGGUAGCACGAAGCUGUCAAAAGAAACAUUGAUGAGGACAUGAGGGAGGACAUGAAAGGAGUACUCUUCUAUAAUUCAGCGCGGAGUUAAAAUCAGGGUAGAGGAUCGAAAUUUUGCUGGCAGCAUCGACAGCAAUUUGCGCAAUACUGAUUCUCGUCAUCGUAGCCUUUCCAGGACCAUCGUACAACACACGUCAUCGUACAGCACGCGUACAACGUAGACUACUGUUUCUGCAAAUGUGUCUUACUGAUGCUGAAACGCUGGGUUAAUCAUCGAUUUAACGUUAUAAAUAUAAGAUGAAUAGAACUAUUGAUGUACAUGGAGUUGUCGUACUAUUUAGGGUCUCAUUUGAAACCUCCUAAUUCGGAAUGUAAUAGAUAAAGAUUUUUGACGAGUAAUAUCCAGUCAAAUAUUUUCUAAAUUGCGAUAAUCAUGAAAUUUGUUUGACAUUUCGCGGAAAGAAUUGAACCGUUAGCAUGAAACUUAUUAAACCAAUAUUAUCGAAUUUUUUAUUUAGGUAAUUCAUAAAAAGUAAUGUUCUUUUUUUUGAAAUUCAGGUUUCUUCUAUGUUUUUGUGGCGGUUGAUGAGAAAUAAUUUGAUGAGAUAAGAACAAAAUUCGUUGAGUAUUGCAAAAGAUUUAUCCCGAUCAACGACAGCUCCAAAUAUUUAAUAAUGCCGAUGACAAAGCUGUUUUUACGAUCAAUUUUAUUAUAAUACUCCGAUUAUAAAUUCGCUGCUAUCGUCACGAAAUGUCGAAUCUUCGAUAAACUCAUAUAUGUACGAUUAUAACUUAAUUCGCCACGGUAUUGAGGACUGGUACUUUUUAUGAGUCAUUGAGCAGAUUGUUCUAGUGAUUACGCUGAGCUGUCGAUGAAGGAAAGAACGAAUUGUGAUCUGCGAAAGAUUUAGAAGUGUUAUGGCACGAAGGAUACCACACGAUAUGUGUCCUGAAGGAUAUAUUCGGAAGAUUGCCAUUGAACGAACGUGACCAGCUUUGCGAACGGUUGGCGCUGUGCGCUGGUAAAACAUCGGGGUGGCUGCUUCAUAUAUACAUAAAUAUUAAUAUGAUCACCGAUCGCCCGCGUCGGACGAUUUCAUUGGUUCUGUGUAUUCGUGUGUGUACGCGAGCGCGCGCGCGAUUAAUUUAUUUUCUCCAAAUCACUGUGAAAUCCAAUUAUGUCGUACUGAAUAACGCGAUUCAUCGUGGCUACAUGCUGCAGUCGUUAAACCCCCGCUCGUUUCGUUCUCGUUAAAGGCGUUUUGACGUCUACGCUUGUGCUAAGGAGCGUCGCGCGACGAGAUGCAGCCUCGCUAAUUGUAAAUUAUUUAACUACAUUUCCCGAGGAACAAGCUACGUGACAAACUGAUUAGGGUUAGCGCCACGUGGUCCUUAUUCGCGCACUUGCUUUUUCUCCUGCGAGCACUCGCCAUUUCGAUGAGGCGAAAAUGCGUACUGUAUUUCCAAGUCGUGGAGGAGAUCAAAGCGGAAAGCGUGGCGAGGUGCAAUGAGAUGUAUACGACAAGUUAUUAUAGUAUUAUAUAUAUAAAUAUAUACAUAUACACACAGACACACGGCAUUGUAAAUAUAGUAAAAAUAUUGACGUGAUAGGGUAUAAUAUUAUGAAUCAUUACGGAAAUUUAUCAUUUAUCACUCGAUUCGCGAAUGCGACGGAGCUCAGUCCGGCUUGCAAUUUAGCGUUCCACGAAAUUGUACGCGCAGGUUCGUAGUCUUGUUUCGAAAAUGGUAUUUCUUUUAACAAGGUCGCGGUGUUUCUUAUUACGUUCUCGUUUGCAUAUAAAUCAGUCGAAUCUUCUUGCUGAUGCUGGUUAAAAAAACCGUAAAAAUGAAAUUGUGGCUUGACAGCUAUGCCUGACUAAAAAUGUCAUCCGGUGGUUUCGUCGUGUUAAAACAGCUGUUCACUGAUUUACUUGCUGAACAAACAAGUCGCACGUUGGCGUGCGUAACGAAAAGCUAGUCUUUCUUGUCCCAACUUUGCGUUGCAGGCGAAGAUCGUGCGUGAUCUCGCAUGCAUGUAGGUAGACACUUAACUUAUCAUAUAAUAUUUUCGUGAGGAAAUUGCGUUUCGAAGAGGAUCCGUUUCUUUGAUCAAGUCCAAGACAGCAGUAGGGCGCGUUCGUGUUUGUCGCGUCUCGAGGUGCAUCCCGAUUCUCUCAAAGAUCAAUGUUUCGGUGAUGAAUAAGCGAGAGAGUUAGCAUACAUUCGUAUUACAUUCCUGAAGAAUUUUAUGGCACGUCACACACAAGUAUACGUUGUUCCGUUGCUGUCAUCGAAACGUAAAUUUUGUAAAUAACGUAUACGUCUAAUAACAAUAAUAACAAUAAUAAUAAUAAUAAUUAAUAAUAAUAACAACAACAAUAAUGAUAGUAAUAAUUAUUAUUAUACAACGAUAACAAUAAUACUAUAAUAUUAAUAUUAAUAAUAACAAUAAUAAUGUAAUAAGUAUGAUGACGUCAGCAUUACGAUCGGACGCGAGUAUACAUGGACAUUGUGAUAUAUUUCGAGCUGGCCGUUCAUUUUUUUCGACGGCGACACUGGUCCGGGGACGAAGGUAGUCCAAGCGGCCGGCAACCAGUGGUAGAUUCGCGAUCGACUGCGAAGAGUCGACUAUUCUAGUUACGAAUUUACGGUAGACUACACUAGGUAAACCUAAACGAUAAAUAUGGAGUAACAGAUAGGCAAUUGUCAGUGUAUCACUACGAACGUAUACGAUUUUUAAUGUACAAAAGUUAAAAAAGGGCGCGGAGAAGCGCGGUGGAGGCCUCUCCUCCACGGUCUCGUCCUGUCGUCCUGGGGACGGUGAAGCAGGACCUUACGAUGUUCAUCGGAGUGUUUGUGGUUCCUUAUUUUCGAAUGCUUCGUGCAAUACCUCGCCCUGCAUUCCUUUUAGCUCGUAAACGAAGAGAACUGUCGUAUUCUGUGAGCUUCGUCUCUCUGCAUGGUUGAAUUGACGCGUUGCUAGUCGCGAAGUAAUCUGGAAGACGCGGCGCGUAACUGUCUGCUUAUUCUUAUACGGAUGAUAUCGGAAUCGAAUGAAGUGGAACUGCGAAACCGCGAACGUCGUGAUGUAUCUUGACUUUCCCAGAAAAAAUAUAAAAAUUCUCGCUUAGGCGAAUGACCCAUGCGACGAACAUGCAUAUGCGCUCGCGUGAAUGAGACAGAAAUAAAAUUCGAGGUGAAAUUUGAUGAACGUAACGUGUAGAUAAUGAAGUAUCCGAUUUGACGAGUCAAAACCAGUUUCGCGAAAGAGGACAAUUAAUAUUCUUUGCUUUCUGCGCUAGCAAUGCGCCAACGUCCAACAUGCAGCCAACUGGACUCGUUCCUCUCUGUUCUUGGAUCGGAUGACUCGGUCCGAUCGGUGUCCUUGGUGAUCGUGAUACCUUCCCCUUUAAGCGAAGAACCAUUUUCUGUAUUUAUUUAAUUUAUCAUGCGUGUGUAGAUAGAUAUUUCGCGCGGCGAGCGGAAGUUGUUGGCAACCCCCGAUUCGCCGCGGGUGCGGGUGUCACUCCUCACAGGUGAUUUGUAACAUACACGGGCUCUGCUGAUCGUACGUUUAAGUGUUUCGCGCAGAAGGCAACUCGAACCGUACAGUCCGCAGACGCCACCCGAUUCAUCAGGUCCGCGUGGAUCGGAAGAGAAUCGACUGACUUUUAUCGCAUCUCUAUCACAAAUCAUUAUCGUCGACGACCUUAAUUAGCGGUAAAUAGGCAGAACUUUAAUUUUCAUCGUUGUAUAGUUUGUGUAUAGAGGUCAACUAAAUGUGUAAAAUAAAUCAUUAUCAAAAUAU
This is a messenger RNA of Ooceraea biroi (clonal raider ant), 5551 nucleotides long. RefSeq names its product orthopedia homeobox (gene otp). Gene Ontology annotation, molecular function: DNA-binding transcription factor activity, RNA polymerase II-specific; DNA binding. Gene Ontology annotation, biological process: neuron differentiation; regulation of DNA-templated transcription. NCBI's taxonomy places the organism in Eukaryota, Metazoa, Arthropoda, Insecta, Hymenoptera, Formicidae. The record is from RefSeq and is a predicted model, not a curated record.